Messenger RNA from Cinara cedri, 31878 nucleotides. NCBI's taxonomy places the organism in Eukaryota, Metazoa, Arthropoda, Insecta, Hemiptera, Aphididae. The record is from the annotation of a GenBank genome assembly.
UUUGAUAUGUGAUUAUUUUAUUGAUUGGAUCCUUUUUUUUGAAUUUUAAUCAAUUUUUGUUUUGUGUUUUCAUAUAUUAUACAGAACGUCAUGUUUCCACCGGAAAAUAUGACAAACGAGACAACCACGGCCAUUAUGAUGUUGAGCACAACGUUCAUAAACGACGGGCCGAUGGUGGACAGCGACGCAGUAUCGCCGGUCACGCUUAGUAUGGAAUGGAGCAGGGUCGCAAGACUGUUGAUCAUGAUCGGCCUAUCCGUGAUCGGUAGCAUCGGCAACGUGUACAUGAUUAGUUCGGUAAUGAUUGAGGAUCAUCUCAACAAGAGGGGUAAGUGCAUCUCAAACAUUAAACGAUCAUAUUAUUAUGUUUGACUUGGAAAAAAAAAUAGUAGUAUUGGAACUCUAUACAUAUUAUUUAAAAAAUUGUGGUGAAAUAUACCAGAUACUAAUAUAUUAUAAACCCCAGGGUUGUUCCGCAGUACAAAUUGAAAAAUGUACACUAUAAAUUUUGCAUUUUAUUUAUUCGAUUUCUUUGUCUUAUUGCAAUAGCAGCAACUGCACUAUAUCGUCUAUAUGUUGUCAAGGUGACACGUUUGUUCCUAUUUAUUAUUAAUUUUAUUUCGAGGUUUUUCGAGUCUUUAUGUAGUCCGUUGGUAAUUUAUCAGAAUAGAUAAAUUUCCUAUAAAUGAUUUUAAAAGUUUAAACAGAUUUUUCGGACAAAGACAAUAAAACUCGGGUAUAGUAUUUGGCUGCAGGAUUUUCAGAUUAUAUGCUCUAAAUUUGAGAUAUUUUCGUUACAGGACAUUUUCAAUAUAUACUAUAUGUACAGAUCGUGCAAAUAAAUCGCGUAAUAAAAUAAAGACAAAAUACUAAAUAAUUUUAAAAUACUAUUUUGUCUAUUUUAUAUAUAGUAGACAUAUUCUUUGCAAACAAAAAUAAAUAACCGGAUAGGCACUAUCAUAAUAAAAUACAAUACUAUACUUCGUCCAAAAAAAAAAAAAAAAAAAAUGGUAAAAUUGAAACCCCUAAAAGGCAGGUCAUUGAAACCAACGCCAACGCAUAUAUAAUAUACAUUUCACCCCAUUGGCUUCAUUUUAAGAGUUUGUAAGGGUGUUAAAAGCUAAAAAAAACACUGACUACACGCAACAAAAUGUUUAAAUCCAUAUUGAAAUACAACCCUAAUUUUACCACUUCAAUCCGCCAAUAAAACCGCUUUAAUUCCCAAAUUUAGGCUCAUCUGGUCCAAAAGGAACAGCUUAACGUUUUCAAAAGUACUGGGAUCUAUUAUAUAUAUAUAAUAGAUACUAAGAUACAGCACAUUGCAUUAGUCUCUACUGUCAGGAAAAACUCAAAAAAAAAGACAAACAUUUCUGGACUCCUUCAAAUUUUGUUUUUAGACACACGACUUGGUGAGAUUACUGGAACAGCAAUGUGUGGGCACGUGCGGCUAUAUAAUAAAAAUACUCUGUAUCUUUCCGUAUAUAUAUAUUGUGAUGUAUUUCUCUAUACGAUCUCUGUAUUUACCUCGGUUGUGGUUACGCAGGCUAUUAUAUUUUAUAAGCUGUUGAACGUUCUUAUAUUAUACGGAUAGAAUGACGUUGAAAACUUUUACGGGGCGGCGUGGCGGUUCUAUAACGGUAAAUUUCGUGCCGGGAUAAAUCUCUCUCUCUUUCUCUUUUUCUGUCUCUAUCUCUCUCUCACUCUCUCGAAUAAAACGUAUACAAUAUACUAUUAUCAAUAAGGUAAUUUCUUGAAUUACGCACCACCUGGUAAGUAUAUAUAGAUUCGUGUAAUGGUACAUAAUAAUAUAUUAUUGUGAUAUCGGGUUGCAAUUGCUAUUAUAAUAUUGUAACAUUUGUAACCAAGUGUAUAAAAAAAUUAUAAAUACAAAUACAAAUCACAUUAGAAUUCAAUUUUAAGAGGACUUCAGUCGUUGAAAAUAAUUUGAAAAUGUAUUGAACCGAUACAUUAAAUAAUUUGUAUUUCAUUUUUCGGUCUUAAAAAUAUUUUGUUUAACAAUCCUUAUUAGAUUAAUUAAAAGGUCAAAUGUUCCUCUACUGUUUCUAUGCAUAACAACUUUCUUCGAUUCUUUUUACAGAUUAUACAAUCCUUUACUAAAUCGAAUAUAAUCUGAUUCAUAAGUCUUUUCCUGGUUUCCUUUCGAUUUUUCCUUCAAUUAUUAAUAUUUCAGUAAAUGAUUUCAAAGUUCAAUAAUAUACGACACCCGCUAGUUAAAUACUAUUUAAAAUAUUUAAUAUUAAAUACUCAUUAAAAAAUUAUAGAAUUAUAAAAAAACACAUGUAAAAUAGAUUCUGAAAGGUGAAGAAUGUAUUGGUUUUACUGAGAUAUUAAUUUUUUUCUUUUUAUUUUUUUUUUAUUUUUUUAUCUUGUGUACACAAAGUCUACCAGAAACCUUACUUAGAUAUAUACGCGUGGCACCAUUUCUGAAUAAGAAUGUUGGUACUUUUGGGAGGUCAUUUUUUGAUUUUCUAAGUGGUUUUCAUAAUAUGUGGAAAAAAAUCAGGAAAAAAGUAAGAAAAACGAGAAAUGUACGAAAUUAAUGCUUUUAUUAUUUUUAAAUUUUGUUAUUUGUUGUAAUUCAGUUAAAAAUAUUCGUAGAGACAAUAAAUUUGGACAGCAAACAUGUAUUUGCAUUUUCUAGACGCGGUAAAAUUAAAAACGUUUGAGUCAUUUUUAGGCUUUUUAUAGAAAUCGUGAUAUUUUUGCUGAAAUUCAGUUAAAAAUAUUUGUAAUGAUUCUACGGACCUAAAUUUGGACAGAAAUAUUAUAUUUGUCUUUUCUAGACGUAGUAAAAUUUUCAAAAUAUUUAAGCCAUUUUUGAGCUAUUUAUAGACAUUUUAAUUUUGCGAGUUUUGUACGUAAUUUUUAUUAGAUAGGUACUCUGUGGUAAAAUUUCUAGACUUACACAGAAAUGUUUGAAGAUUUAACAGGUUCAUUAGGAGUCUAACUUAGUAGUAAAAAAAAAAAAAUUGAGUUUAUUAAAUUAAGAAUUAAGAAUUAAAUUGAGUUUAAUGUAGAUAUUUUUUAUAAGAGAAUUUUAAUAUUUAAUUUUUAAGAAAAUCGUUUGAGUAAAAAAUUAUGUGGAAUAAAUCUAAUUUAUCAUUUUUUUUUUUUUUUUAAGUAUAUAUAUUGCCGAUUUAAUAAACGAUGGAAAAGUCAGAAUUAAACGGACUGACUAAUUUUCGAAAUUAUAGCUUUUUGAAGUUCUGAUAUUAUGGCGAUAUUAUAUGUCAUAUUAAAUAACUCUAUAUUGUACCUAUUGAAGCAUAUUUGUUGUGAUCUAAUGUUUAUUUAUACCUAGGGGUAUCAUCCUAGGGGUUCCAAGUUCAAAUCAGUAAAUCAUGAAAAAAUAGUUUGCAUUUUUUUUUCCUUUUACCUAAACAAGAAAAAAACAAAUGCAUUUUGGGUGUACUCAGAGACCCAAGCCAUCGCUCGCUUAGAUUAUUUUAAUCGCAAAAUACUUCUCGAUUUGUUGUGCAAACUUUUCUACCAGCAAUUUCUUUCCGAUUUACAAUGAUGGCACUUUUUUAAAAAAGAAAUCUGAUCAGUAAGGUACUUUCGGAAGAUCAUUUUUCGAUAUUCCCAAGAGUUUUUAGAAGGUCAUUUUUUAAUUCACUCAAGAGUUUAACAUCAAAUGUGAAAAACCGAAAAAAAACUGAGGAAAAACGGGAAAAUGUAUGAAGUAUAUUAGUAAAAUGUCACGAUUCUUUUUGAGAAUAACUUUUCUACCAACAAUUUUUCUCCAAUUUACAAUAAUAGUACUAUUAAAAUAGGUUGAUACGUAAUAUUAUUAUAUGCACACGUAGUUAUUCUGAUAUGCAUUUGAAUAAUCUACUUUAUUCGAUAUUAUGCAUUCAACUCGAUGUUUUAAUUAAAAUCACGUACCCGUACCUAUAGUUAAUAUUAAUAUGCUUGACCGCACAUACCCACUCUUAUUAUUAUAAUAUCUAUAAUACGGAAUUAAUUCAUAAGCCGGACUUUACAUAUAUACGCAGUGUCCCUGCUUUGAAAGACGCGAGCGAUGCCUGUCAAUGAAUAAAUAAUAAUAUUGUCGUUGAAAUCGAUACUUACCAAUCGCUUAUACAUACCUAUUUUUCUGUUACUCUGUAAACAUUUUCCAUCAUAAAUCAUUCAGUGUUCUGAAUUUAUUGAUUAUUAUUUCUUGAAAAUAAUCUAAUCGAGUAUAAUAUUUUAUGCGGUGUGGCAAUUAUUAAAGUAUUUUUAAUUUUGUUAAUUAAUUUUAUAUUUACGUAUUAUGCUAUAAUAUGAUUUAUGUGGAUUGUGCUCUCUGUGAAUUUUAAACGUAACAAUACUCUUUAAAAGUUUAGUUUAAAAAGUCGGUUAACUUCGCACGUAGGUAGGCCACUGUUAGAGGUGAGAAGUUUGGAAGAUAGUAGAGGGGAAAUUAAAUGUAUAUCUGUAAGCAACGAAUCCCACACCUUUUUUGCACGUUCCAAAAUCUGCUAUUUUUACGUGUCAGUGUCCUAUAACAAGUUGUCUAAUUUCAAAUCACUAACAAAUAAUAAAUGCAUCAUAUUAAUAACAACGGCAUUUAUAAAAAUUAUAUUGAACAUUAUACUAACCGAUAAAUGAUACUAUUUUCAUGUAAAUACCGUAGUCCUAAAACAACACAAGCAACAUAAAAAACUGCUCUUGGUUCUGUAAACGCCCCGUUAUUUAUGUGCGUAUUUAAAUCACCACCAGCAACAUAUUCCAUUACAAAACAAAUAUCAGCCUGUAAACAAUAAACCAAAUAAUUUUAAAAUACAAAUAAACAGCCAAUUUUUAGUACAUUUACAUCUGUUUGAAAGCGGGUGAAUAAGUUUACUAAGAAUGGGUUUCGGUUAUCAUUAGCAAGUUCCAAUACCUUAUUUUCAUAGUGUAACAACUCUAUUACAUUGUCAGCAAUUAUAUUAUAUUUUUUUUUUAGUGUUUUUAUGGCGAAAUACUCACUUGAUUUUCUAUGUUAACACAAUAUUACCUAAUAUGAAUGGAAAUAAAAAUAUGAAACACAAAUUACUUACUUAUAUUCUAAUUAUUUCUAAAAAUAAUUAUUAUCUUUUCAAAACUGCUUCUACCUAAUACGCGCAGAAGUCUAAAAUCGUCCAUUGACAUUUAUACAAUUUUUCAUCUACCUCGGAACUUUGUAAAUCUUUGGCAUCUUUUACAACUACAGCUUCAAUUCAUGAACGAUUUCGUAACUUUACAAUACGUUCUUCUAAAGGAAUUUCCAAAUAUGAUUCAAACUUUCCUAAAAUAAUAAUACCGUACUAAUUAUAAAUACCUGAAAUUUAUUAAUAUGAAAAUUCCUAAUAACUGCACAAACACUGAUUAUCACUAUGAACCCCUUAGAAGACUUGUAAAUAUCAGCUCUCUAAGUUCAAGACGUGUAUAUUAUGACGUCAUAUUUAUUUACAAUAUCUUACAUGUAAGAUGUGCCAUGGCACAAUAAAAGAUAGUUUUCUUUUCAGUUUAAAUAAUAUAUCAGUUCCCACAUAUUUUUCAUUCCUCUCAGAAAACUUUACAAAUUAGUAUAUUAUCUUUUUAGCUAUUUCUUUUUUCUAAUAUAUUAUAUACUAACUAUAAAACUUGAGCGCUAAUAGUCUCAUUUAAUUUUAUGUAUAUUCCGCUACCUGUCUAUAUGCGCUUUUUGUCAAGCUAGUAUAAGCAUCUAAUUUCCUGUACUGUAUGCUUAUUACCUAUUUGAAUUCCUAAUUUUUAUUGUAAAAUAUUUAUUAAUUCUUUAAAGUUAAAAAUAGAUUGAUCGAUAAAAAAAAAAUGUAUUGUUUAAUUUACUUUGUAAUUUUCAUUACAGCGAUUUUAAUGAAAAUGAAAUAAAUUCAAGGUGUCUUUUUUUUGAGAAUUUAAAAUUUAAGUUAGAAGUGAAUAAUGGUAUUGAGAUGAAAGCAAUAAAUAUAUAUCUAUAUACAAUUGGGAAUAAUUUGUAUUUCAUAAUAUUUGAAAUCUAAUUAUCAAUUUCCAAUAUUAUUAUAAAAACCAAAAUAUAAUAUAUGUUAUUAAUUACUUGAAAUAGAAUGAUCCACUGAUCCAAUAACUCCAGGUAUCGUGUGUAUGCCGGACAAAAAAUAAUUAUUCGAAAUGCCAGCAUACGAUUGAUGUCUGAUUGACGAUCCAUAUUGAGAACGACCUAGGACUCCAGUCCUUGUAGUUGCUCUUGUAACUAUAGCACCUUAAUGUGAGAUUUUCUCAUGAUUUCCCUGAUACCAGAUAACGGAUUACAAUUUUUCAUAACUUUUCGCAAUUUCUCGGCACGUUCUUACAUUUUGACCUCGCGUUCGAUUUCCCACCAAAUGGAUUCCUUCAACUAUUAAGCAGGAAUCAACACAUCGAUGGAAGAUUGGUCGGGAAAUGCACAGUUAUUGUUGUUUGAUACCAAACCGUACGCAAAAACCAAUUCAUAUUGAACGGGAUUACACGAGUAUUCACCCUGAAAAUAAUGUAUCAUAAUUAAAUUAAAGUAAUAUGUCUUGUAUGUUUGAGAUUUUAACAUUCUUAUAUUAUACAAUAUACUAAAUAAUUGUUUGAAAAAACACGACCCUAUCAUUGUUUUGGAUUAAUUAUAUAUUAACAAAAGACAAACAUAUAAAUUUAAAUUUAAAAUUAAAUAAAAUCGUUAUAAAACGAAUUUAUGUACAAAUGUAAUACUAUUAAAAGCAAAUGUUAUAGAAAUACAUAGACUUCUAUUACUACACAUAGAAGUCUGUGAUUAAUUGUUGAGUACAGACGUAUUAUUAAAUUCCCCUCUAUAUCCUACCUUCCCAACAAGAAAAAAAUAGGCAUCCUAGGAUAAUGGAGACGGGUGCAGCCACUGUUUUAGGUAAUUUAAUGUAUAUUUAUAAGCAACGACAAACUAUUGCUAACGAAAAAACGAUUCUGAGCCUAAUUCAGUUGAUAGUAAUGCUUUGUCAACAAUAUAUUUCAUUUUAAAGUAAAAUAAUUAAAUUGGCUUUAUAUAUUUUCUUUAAUAAUAUUUGUUUGAUGCACCGAUUUUCCCUUAUUUUUCCCAGUUGUCCACAUUUGCUGGAAAAACACUUGGCAAAAUCGAAAAAUGACCUUCCAAAAGUACCUUGCCAGUCAGAUUUCCUUUUAAAAAAAAUACUUUUGUUGCAAAUUGGAGAAAAAUUGUUGGUAGAAAUUUUGUUCACUGGAAAAUAGAAUCGUGACAUUUUACUAAUAUAUUUCGUGCAUUUUCCCGUUUUUCCUCCGGUUUUUUUUUUCGGGUUUUCAUAUUUAAUGUUAAACUCCUGAAUGAAUUGAAAAAUGACCUCCUUAAGUAACUUCCUACACCGAAUUCCUUUCAGAAAAGCUACACUUUUUAAUCGGAGCAAGAUUUCUAGUAGAAAAGUUGUCCACAGAAAACAAAAAUUAAAAUAUAAACACCUUUGUAAAACUAUAGCUUCUUCCCUUCACUCAAAAUCUUAAAAUUAUUAUGUUGUUUUAGAUUGGUAUGACUAUGUCGAUUUUAAUUUCCAACUGUUGUUACAAUAACCACAUGACGUAGAUGAUUUUGCAAGUUAUUUGUUUUCGCUAAAUUUAUUUAUGUUCACCGAAAUUAUCUGCCGUUAAUUAUUUCCUACCUAUAAAUUAUUAUGUGUAUAAUAACAGUAAAAACCGAUUUGCAUUAGGAAAGGCAUUUUUUGAUUUUUUUUUAAAUUUUUUUUCAUUGUAUUUGGAUAAAAUUUGUUUAGCUUCUCAAAAAUUUGAUACAUUUAGCUAAUAAACUAAUAUCACUAUUGUUUUUUCUCUAUUACUUACUCUCUAGUAAGUACUUUCGUUGUGCGUGGGAAAAUAAAGUAAAUAAUUUAACCGAAAUCUAAACAAACUGAAAAUUUGAAACAAUUCCAUAAAACAAAUAACAUAUUAUAUAUAUAUAACAAAAAUAUAAAAAUAAUUAAAUAUGCACAAUUUUAGUGAUCCUUGUCCUCUGCAAAUUAGGUGUGGUUCAAUCAUUGUAAGGGAUGCUAAUUUUUUGUUAGUCUCAUAGUCUCUAUUCUUUUAUUUUUCCAAAUUAAGCACUGGGUAUAUACAGUAUCAAUAUACACUGUACACUAUACUACAAUAUUACAAGUCGUUGCGUUCAAGUAAUAAAUAACGUCUAAACGGGAGCAGAUGAACACACAUCGUUUUCGUUUUGAUUUACUGAACCAUAUAAUUUAAAUAACUAUACUUACAGUAACACGUCGUGUGCAUAUAUAUAUAAUUAUAUAUUUCAUUUGUCACUUGUUAUUUGCCGAACACAUAACACUUCAAGCCAUUACUUUUAAAUGUGUAUAUGGAACGUUAAAACAUAUCGUUUUAAGUCGAAAAUCGACCGAACGGUAUUUGAAAAAAAUAUUAAAUAAUUAUAGAUCGUAAUAUAAUAAAAUAAUCUAUCCACGAGUGGCAUUGCGAUAAAACUGUUUUUCUGAGGUCAUUUCCUGUAUACAAAUUGGUGAUUAGGUAUACUAGGUGAUUGGAAAACCAUGAAAUUAUAGAAUACAAUAAAAGUCAAAUUAAUAGAUAGCUAUAACGAGUGAUGAAGGCGAGGGAAAGGAAGAAGAAGAACUAUAAUAACAACUUAUUAUCGAUACUGUUUAUACUAUUUAAUGGAAAUAGUUUUGACAACUAUUGAGCCUUACAUUAAAAAAAAAAUGUUCUUAAACGCAUCAAUUAAUUCUAUCCACUACAGUUGUAUGUAUAUAUUCGUAUAAUGUGUGGCCCAGAGAAAUUGUUAGUUAUCCCUCAGAGGUCCAGAAAUAUAGGUACGUGGUUACAGGAUGGUUACUUAUAUUAUUAUUAUUUUGGUCGUCGGUGUGCCAAUAUUUUUUAUUAUUAAUAUUUCUUUUUUUGUUUAUGAAAAAAGUUUUGGGCCGUGUCUGAAUGAAAGAGACGUGCGGUGAGUAUAUAGAAAACGCGUGACCCGAAUGCGGGCACACUAUGCACGCAAACCGUCGCAAUGAAAAAUGAAAACGUGACUUCACAAAUUUAAAUAUAUGCUCUCAACCUAAUUUGCCUAUCUGAGAGGCUAGAUAAUCCACUGGGAGUAGUAGAUAGGCCACCACGGUUUCUUUUUUUUUAAUCUUUUACAGUGGCAUUUCGUUAGUGAACUUUUUUAUUUUCUAACCAAUCCCCCCUUAAUUUCAACAUUACGGUUUCACAAUAAUGUCUAAACGAAAUAUUAGUAUAUUAUAUAGGUACGGGUGUAAUAUUUCAGCAGUUUAAUUACGGUAAAAUUCGCAGACAAUAAAUGCGCAUGUAUUGUGGCCCAAUGUACGAUGAAAAUUUAUUAGAUUAGGUAAUCCGACACCUCUCUCGAGUCUCGACUAAAUUUAUUUCCGACUUUUACUUUGUUUCGAUAUAACCUUUAUAUCCUCGCAAGAAUCUACAAUAUAUAUACCUAAUAUUAUGUAUACUUUUUUUUUCGUAAAUUAUACAUGAAUAUUUGUUUUUGUUUUAUUUUUGUAUGUAUACGCUCAAAAAAUACACAAACAAUUUGUAAGUGUAAUGGACAGUGUGCGUACCUAAACUAAAAUAUACAGUAUACACAUAAUAUAAUUCCUAAAAAUAAUAAUAUCGAAUAAAAUAUUCAUGAAAUAACCAUAAAAGGUUUCUACGUUAAUGUAUAUCAAACUAGGCUACCCAAUGGCCUGUUUAAAUAGAGGAAAGGUGUAAGGGAAAUAUAUACCCAGCCCUCAUAUCUUUUUUUCCUUCAAUAUUUAUAAUACUAUAAUAUAUUACAAUAUUACCUAUUUAUUUCUCAAACAAAUAGAAUUAUCCCCGAAAACCGGGGGUCGUGGACAUGCCAAACGGAACAUGGGAAAUAAAUUGGUAAGUACACGAAGUAUGUGAAAGAGAACAACUCUGAUCACGAGGACAGCCAAUUAAAACAUUUAAAACAAUUUUAUGUUUUUCUUAUUUAGUCCUCGGGAGAGCCGUACCCAUUUCCAUGCGUUAUCAUAUCGAAUGCUCUGUCUAGAUGUAUGUCUAAGUCUAUGACUGUAACUGAAACUUAAUAAUAUAUACAAUAUAUAUUCUGUAAGACGGACGUGGGAGGUCAAACUAAAUGUUUGUCUAAGUUUUCAUGGCGAAGAAACAAAAGUUUCAUGCCAAAGACAAAUGAACGUUGUUUAUCACGUAGACGUGAACCGGAGAAACGAGGUUCAGAGUGAAAAUUAAUGUCCCCGCCCACUACAAUCCGAUGAUAUUAUAAUAUAACAUGACGCUAUUAUAUUCGAAAUCGCAGAAGACGGGAAACGUUUUUUUUUUUUUUUUUUUUUUUUUUUUUUUUUUUUUAUUCGUCCAGUCAACUAUUAUCCGACUUGAAACGUGUAAUAAAAAAAAAAUUCCCGAGGAUUAUUAUAAUAUAUAAAGAGUUUUAUUAAGUACUGUCGUGGGAAAUAAAACGUAUAUCCUAAAAGGCCUUAUAAUAUAGAUGCAGGCAUCAUGGUUUUAUUACUGCGAUAGAUAUCUCGAAUAUGAAAAUAAUAAAAAAAUAUACACAUAAAAAUACGGCACAUAUAUGUUUACCUAUGUAUAUUUUAUUUUUUUUUUUUAUUGCCAAAACUGCGGUUUUUCGGUAUAAAUUUAAUUAAAUUAAAAAAAAGUUGUUACUGCUCUCGAUAGGUCGUUGUAAGUGGGUAGUUAAGAAAAAUCGAUAAAUCGUUUCAAACAAAAAACCAUUCUAAGCGGAGUUGUAUUAAUACGAGUAUUUAUACAACGUUAAGAAUAAGAACGUACCCAGAUGGAGGACCAAAACAGGUUCACCGCUACGCUAGUCAGCUACAAUUGGUUUACAACUAUGACGAGGUAUGCUCAACUUACUAUGACAAGGUUGUAGCUGGGAAUUAGUCGCUGCUUGCACUACAAAGUACGUUUGUAUUCUGAAUGGGAUAAAGUAUAAGUCAAGUUCCUCAUUCCCCCUUGUAACUCAGAAAUCAAUAAAAAUAAAACUAAUAUAUCUUUCAACGUAUCAAUAUUUGUUGUUUAUUACGUAUUAAAAAUUCCACAUUUUUCAAAAUAGGUGUGAUAUGAAAAAAUCUGAUCAUUUUUAAUAUAAUCAAAAAAGUGUUUUCCUAGAAAAAAACACACAUCGUAGUAAAAUUAAUAGCUUUUUCGCUACUCUCAGAACAUACAAAUAUAAAUAAUCUAUGAAUUUAUGUAUAAGUAUUACGUUUCGGAGCGUUUUACAACGAAAUUCAAUAUACUGUAUGAUAACAACAACCUUUGAUAUCGAAUAAUUUCAAUCGUUUACGGCCAUAUACUUUAAAUCGCAUAUAACUAUACUCCGUUCCAAAUAAGAACGCACCGGGCAGCGGACGAUAAUCGGUCAAAACUCGCGCAGCCGAUUAACGUAGAGCAAAUAGAUUCAGCCAAAGGGACAGGACGUCGCUCCACGAUGCAUUGUGUUCUUAUAUGAAACAGAGCAUAAUAAUUUCAACUUGAAUAUACACCGUGGCAAACUAUAUGUACUUAUACAGUUUUUCCAAUUUCAUGAUACAGUCAAAUUUUUCAUGAAUAACUUUUUUUUUCAGUAAAUGACUUACCUAUGUAAAAACUUUUAGAAUUAUAUAUCAUAUAAUUUUACUUUAUCUUUAUUUUUGAAACUCCAAUUUUUUGGGAUUGAAACGGUUAUCUAUUUUUGAUUUUCAAAUGGCAGCUGUUAACGAAAUAUUCCUUUUUUAAGAUCAAACACCGUGAACUGCGCUGCCAUUCGCCACACAAAUGAGGCUCCACCACUCUCACCUUACCCAAACUUACAAGUAAAAUACAUCGUCAAUGGGUUGACGGAAAUAAAAAAUUUCAACAUCAAAAUUUAUUUAAAUUAAUUCUUUAUAUCAAAAGUAGGUAACCGAUUCUGAAUGUGGCUAUUAGUUUUACUAAAAUGUGUAUGAUUUUUUUUUUUUUUUUGGAAAACACUUUUCCGGUUAGGAAAAAGGCUACGAUUUUAUCUUGUGAUACAUUAAAAGGUGCCAAUUUAUUACUUAAUUGUACUUUAUUUAAAAUAUUUUUCAAAAUUCCAAAUACUUUUCUAAAAGAUUAAUUUUUAUAACUUUUUUGGUUAGGUAAUAUUUUUUCACGCAUUAUCUCAAGAGAUACCGAUUUUUUAGAGUACUUUAUUUGGAAAAAUAUUUAAUAUAACUACAAAUUUCGGUAUAUCGGUUUUUUUUUAUUAUUAUUUCUUGGUUACCUUUACUAUGAAACAAAAAACAUUAUUAAUACUACACCGUUCAGAAUCGUGUUUUAUUUAAAAUAAUUUAUCAUUGCGUAUAUUAAAAAAACUAAAUUACACUAUACAUAUAUAUAUCCUGCCUAUCAAAAUACUUACCUUCAACAGUGGUCUAUACUUGAGCAAUAUCAACUUUCAAUAAUUUGUUUGAAUAUAUACAAUUAUAUAAUAUAACAAUAUAAUGUAUAAAUAUUCGACAAAAUCUAAACAAUGACUAGGAAAUUUUGAUUGAAACAUAGGGGAAAAAUAUUAUUCUUUCCACAACUCAUAAUAAACUGCAAUAAAUUGUCGUCGCAAUUUAUGUUCGGAAUUAAGAUGGGAUUUAAUAGAAAGUUAUAUUGAAAUUAAGUGUCGCCGGCGAUAUAAUAAAUAAACAUUAUAUUUCGAUUAUAAGACGACAGCCGAUAAUACAAACAUAGAGUUUUUUUUUAAUAAACUUUAUAGAUUCCCAAUAAUAUAAUUGAAUACUUAAUAUAUAUUAAAUUCCGUAACAAGUUAGAUGUCUCGAUUUCUCAUGAAAUACACUCGAGUUUUUUAUUUUUCUGUUUUAUAAUAAUAAGAAUAGACCGUAUAUUUAUACAAAUUAAUAAAAAAAAAUUUUUUUUAAAAAUAGAAAAAAACUGUUUCAUUAUAUUUUUAUAGAAUUUUUUAAUUACAAGAGUAUUUUCUACAUAAAAACAUUUUUCUGGGUAAUAAAUAAUAAUCAAAUAUUCAUAAUUUAUUCAUAUUUCUGUAUAGUUCAGCUACGGUGUUUAACAGAUGAUAUUGAACUCUAUGGUAAUUUAGAGACGUGGUUUUUGGUUUAAUUUCCUACUUCAAAUUUUAAAACCAGGAUAACUGUGGAAAAGCACAAAACCAAAAUCACUCAUUGUUAUUUAAAUUUUAUUAAGUCUGUGUUUGUAACAAUGACGUAUAUUAUCUACCUUUGAUUUUCGUCAAUCAUAGAUAAGUGAAAAAGUUACUAUCCAAUCUCUACAUAUUCAUUUUUCUAAUACCAAUUUUACUCUUAUUAAAAUACUAAAUUAAAUAAACUAUAACUAAACCUAGUAUUUCUAUGGAUUAUAUUAAUUUAACUGUAAUAGACAUAAAAAUACUACCGUUAAAUAUUUAGACGUUAUUAAAAUUCACAUUAUUGAAAUAGGUUAGUCGACAGCUAAAAGUUUUUUGUUUAAUUUAAUUUCUAUUACUUUUCCCUUAAUACUCUGGAAAGUUUGCUUUAUCGAUUUAACAUAAUAUUCUGUAAAUUAAAUUCCUAAUAUAUAUAUAUAGCAUUAGUUUAAAUAAUUGCAUUCUUAUUAUUUAUUUGCAUAAUAAUAAUAUUAUCAAAGGCCGUGUUUAUAUUUAUACAAAAAUCUUGGAAGUUCUACAUGUAUUCGUUUUUUCUUCGGCAAACUUUGAGACUCUCCCUUUUUGAAAUAAUUUAACAUUCAGGGCUCGAUUUUAAUCAAUUACUUAUCUGAAGAAGAAGCAGAGAUAUAAGAGUAAGAAAAUUUGUGGGUGAAUUAGUUUGAGUAAAAAUAAACUGGCAUGCUUAUUGGAACUUGGUCUGGCGCUCUGAUAAAUAUGCUGGCAAUAAAUACCAAUAGUAUAUUUUAAAUUUGGUUUUGUUAUUAAUUUAUAUAUUAUAUACUUAUAUGGUCCUCGCAAAUUUGAAUAUUACUUUUCGUACGUUCGUUUCAUUACAUUUUUUUCCCCCGACCUUAUUCUUGUAUCGCGAAUUUGCAGUAGGUAUAGCUGGUACUUUAUAUCGUUUUACCGCAGCAAAACUGCACCAUUAUACCCCAAUAGGUACCCUAUUAAUAUAUAUAUAUAUAUACAAAAAUGUCUAACAAAAAAACAUCGACUUUCUUUUUCGAGGGUCCGAAAUAUUGUCCGACCGGAAUUUUAAUAACGCCCGCGAAGAAGAAGAAAAACCAAAAAAAAUUAAUAAAAAUACAUUCGUUUUUAUUAUAUGGUAUACUAGGUACCUACGAACGACCCGAUAUUAUACGCAUUAUUAUACUCGUCUGACGAUAUCUAUAGUAGUUCUUACAUAUUAUCGAUAUUGUGUUAUAUACAGAAUAGGUAUACCUAUCACCUUCGAAAUGGCAAAAACGUAGUCGAGUUAUGUAAUAGAUUCCGAACGUGUUUUUUUCUUUUUUAUGACGCAGAACCGUUGGAAUAUUACGAGAAAUAGGUAUGUAGGUAGGUAAGUAAUAUGGGACAUCAAAAUCGAAUUUCACUACCAACUCAAAGACAAUACUUUCAAUAACGUUUUGCAGCGCGACCAUUAAACGUCACCAAAAAUGUCAUAUUAUUAUUAUUUUUCUACGACGUCAAUAAAUGCUCCUUCAUAUAGUUUAUAGUACCUAUAUAGAAAUCUAUUACUGUAUACUACAAUAUUACGAAUGUCGUUCAAAUUUAUGUCUAUAUACAUUUACGUUGCGAUGCACCCUGUGUUUUUAUAAAAAAAAAAAUGUAAAAUUCAUUUCCACUCAUAUUUACGAACUGCUACAGUGUUGUAUAAUACAUUUUAAAAUAUCUAGAUGAACAUAUUAAAUGACAAUUAAUAAAAGAAUUAUCUAGACGAAUGUAAAAGAUACGUACAAAUUCCCAAUAGAUAUUUAAUGAAUAAUCAGCAGCUUUAUAUUUAGAUAACAAAAAGUAAUUUUUUUUUUUUUUUUUUAUAACUUACCAUAAAUAAUUAAGUGGGAAAAAUUGUACUAGAUCUAGGAACACAUUCAGUUUUUAAAAUGUUUAUAUUGCUACAACUCUAAUUUAGUAAUUCAUAAGCCCAAAUUAUAAUUUACAUAUAAAUUAAAUACUUCAGCUAUUAUUUUAAAUUACUAUAUUGAUUAUAAUAACAAUACAAGUACAAAGAUUUGCAACUCCUCAAUAAACAUAGCUAUAGUGACGAGGAUUUUUAUAUGAAUUUAUAUUAAAGGAAAUUAUAAAUAAUAAAAUAAUAAAGUAAAAACAAAAUUAUUAAAAUGGUUAAUACUAUUAAAUAAAUAUAUAAUUAAAAAAUUAUACAAAUUGGUCGUUUUACAUAGAAAUAAUUUAUUUGUAUAGGCUAGGUUAUUUAAAAUUAGUCAUUAUAAAUAAUCUCUCCUAUUAAAAUAAAUUAUUUCUAUGCAAAACGCCAAUAUGUAUAUUUUUUUUAUGUAUGUAUUCCUUCAUUUAAUUAUUAUAUUCAAUCGCGUUUUACAUUUUGACUGUGAUGUACCUGAUGAUGAAUUUUCAAUUAAAAGCCAGUUGGAAAUUAUAAAGUUUAUAAUAUUACUAAGUUUCCAUAAUUUACAAUGAUCAACUAUAAAUUAAUUGGUGUAAAAUACUGAAAUUCACAGCUUUUAUGUAAAAUUUUAAACAUUCAACUACAUUUUUGAACUUAUAAAUUUAUCGACGAACUUAUAGUAAUUCACAUUAAUUUGAUUGUUAAUGAAAUAGCUCUAUGUCAUACCAAAAUUCUUAUAAAAAACCAGCAUAUCUUACUUAGUAUUUGUUUUGAAAUUAUUUUUUUGUAUGUGUGAUACACUUUUGAUAUUAUUUCUAAAUGUAUAAGCAGAUAACAAUGCAUUCUUAAAAUAUCAGUUUUUAAUACUAGGUAAAUUAAUAACGGAGUAGAAAAAUGUAUUAUUUAUGAACCUAAAAUAAUCAUCAUAAACUAAUAUUUGAUUGCAUUCCUUAAUGUAUUUUUCAAAAGCUGAAUAUGAGACUGAUAUACUUGACACUAAAAGGCAAUGCCGUAACUAACAAUUAAUAAUUGUACAAAGAAUAAAUAAACCAUACACUUCAUAUAAACAUUACAUUUAUGACGUAUAUCACCAAAAACAUAAACAAAUUUUCUUACAAUAUUACUUACAUGAUAAUUCCAUUUAAGUUUACUGUCUAAGACCUAAGUACUUAAUAUAAUUUAUAUUUUCUAGAAUAACGCAGUAACCGCAAUUAUUUGUAUAUUGACAAUUAAAUGAUUAAAUUAUUAUACAUUUGAAAAAAAACAUCUCUAUAAAUGAUAUAAUUAUAUACCUCAGCUAAUUUUUAUCUGGAUAAGAUAAAAGAUAAAAAUAUGUACAUAUCUAGAUUAUAGAUAAAACACAACACUUAGUCAUUUAUGAAUAGUGCAUAUCAUCAUGAAAUAUGUAGGUACAAAUGAAAAUCGUUCGUGCACUCGAAUAUUAAAAUAUAUAUGAAUUUUCUGUGUAUAGCUGUGCGUAUAAAUACUCGUACCCUCACGUGUAUACAAAUAAUAUUCGAAAAAAGUAAUGGCCAUAUGGGUUUUUCGGUGCGAGGCAUAAAAAAAAACUUUUGAAAACAGCAUUAUAAAUUCAAAUGCGAAUUCGAUACUUUACAUUUUUUUUAAACAAGUAUAAUAAUAUAUCAAACUUUAAUACUUUAUAUAAUUUCGAGUUACCUAAUACCCGUUUUACUUAUAUUUGUAUAACUCAAAAGUAUAAGGAAAUAUUGUUAUUUGAAAAUGUGUAAUACGGAUUUGAUAAAAUGUAUAAAUAAUAAUUGAUAGAAUAUAAUAAGUAUAUUAUACGCAAAAACUUUUAUGGUAAAGUUUUUUUUCAAACUUAAAUAAUCAGAACAUAUAAUAUAUAUUCUACAUGUAUAUAUUUUGUUCCCAAAAUCUUUCUCCCUAUACUAAAUAAGAAAAGGAAUUUCGAAAUUAUAUAUUAGUUUAAACGAAUAUAAAAGAAGUAUAUGUGGAAUAACGGAAAAUUUUGAGAUUGAUAUAAGUAUGCAUCAUAAUUCGGCUUUGAGCCUUUAUCUGUUUUCUGUAGUAAUGGAUAAAAGUACGAAGGAAAUACAAGGCGAAGUACUAUGGUGCAUGAUGUUUGCAGAUAAUAUAGUUUUGUUAGAAGAAAAUGUGGAAGAAAUUAUUAGUAAUAGGCUUGAAGAAUGGAGAGUAGCACUUAAAGGCAAGGGGUUAAGGAUAAGUAGAAAUAAAAUAGAGGAUAUAGAGUAUAAGUUUAGAUAUAGAGGACAUUAAACGACGAGUAUUUACAAUAAGUGAUGACGAGAAUAGACGAUGUUAAGAGUAUUAAGUACCUAUCUAGAAUCUUUUGCACUAAACCGGUGCGGCGGCAAUGACAAGAAUAUUGUGAAAAAAGCUGUCCUAGGAUAAUGAGAACGGGUGCAGUCACUAUUAUAGGGAAUUUGGGAAGGUAGGAUACAGAAGGGAAUUUAAUAUAUAUCUGUAAGCAAUGGUAAACCAUUGCUAAUGAAAAACGAUUUUGAGUGGAGUUUAGUUGAUAGUGAUUCUUUGUCGACAAUAUGUAUAGGUACCAUAUUAUAGUAAAAUAAUUGAAUAGGCAUUAUAUAUUUUCUUUAAUAAUAUUUGUUUAAUAUUGAUCCGCUUUUCCCAUUUUUCCCGGUUUUCCCACAUUUGUCCCAGUUUUUCACAUUUGCUGGGAAAAUCAAAAAAAUUACCUCUAUAAAGUACCACCCCACACCGAUUUCCUUUCAGAAAAAGUGCUAUACUUGUAAAUCGGAACAAUAUUUCUGGUAGAAAAGUUGUUCACAGAUAAAAAAAAUAAAAAAAAAUUAACAUCAUUGUUAAACCAUAAGCUUCUUCUCUCCACUCAGAAUCUAAAUAGGAUUAAACGUAAUUGGAUAAAGUGAUGAGUGUUUUAUGUUACAAGUGAAUUCCAAUGAGACUUAAAUUUAAGGUCUACAUAAUUGUGGUGAGACUGAUUAUGUUCGAUGGUUCGGAGUGUUGGGUGGUAGAUGAACAAAUAAAACAGAGAACGAAUGAAGCAGAAAUAAAAAUUCCUAGAUGGAUGAGUGGAGUGACGAGAAAAUAUAGAAUAAUGAACGAGUAUAUAGGAUAAGAGUGGAUUUGAAAAUAUACGAAACGAGAGAAAAUGCACAGAGAUGAUUAGAACAUGUUAUAAGGAGAGAAAAAUAGCAUUAAUAGUGAUAAUGAAAAUAAAUGUAGGAUGAAAAAGGGAAAGAGGAAGACUCAAAAAAAGGUAGUUGGAUGCAACUGAGAGUAUAUGGAGAAAGCAGGUUUAUGCGGGGACGGUGUAGGGACGAUAGGGUCAAAUGGAAGUUAGCAGACUCCAAAUAAUUGAAUUGAAGGCAAAGAAGAAGAAAAGUCAUAAUUAUAAAUUUCUUUCUCGUCCAUUAUUAUAAUAUCAUAGUAUUAUUAUUACCAAUUACAAUACGAAUAAUGCACAAUAUAUUCGCAUAUAUCAUCAUGUAAAAAUUAAAAAGACAUUUCAGGUAAUCAUAUUACUAUCAAUUCCCAAAUGAAUAAUGUAAGGAUUUGGAAUUUAUUGCUUUUGGUAAAUAUUAUGCACGGAAAAUGUCGAUAUACGCGAAGUUGACAGAAAAAAAAGUCAUUAUUAUAAUAAGUAUAGGUACCCGAAUAAACAUAUUAAAAUGUAGCAAAAUACUUACACGCGACAUCUAUAAAAUUCGAUGGAUAUUCAAUGGAAAGUGAAGUGAAUUUAUGUAUACAUUGUAUGAAUUCGUAUAGGAAUUAAAGUCGUAUUUGUUCGCGUGCGUUUACACACUGAUUAUAAAAUUUGUCAAAAGAAUAAAACAAAAAAAAUGGUAUUUCACACCGAAAUUAUGAGGUAGGUACGCUUUUUCCGGAACCGUAAGAAUAAAAGAAAGAUUAAAUUAUAUUAUGCCAACCUAUUUUUUUCUCUCUCUCUCUCUUCUUAUAGGUAAAGGUAGAUGACAUCGUAGCCGACGCCUAGUCCCCUGUCGUGGAGACGUAAGCGCCAAAAUGAGAUUAAAAAAAAAAAUCAAAAAUUAUUGAUUUAUUUCAAAUUCUACAGAGUAUGAAAAGAAUCAAAGAAGAUUCUAUAUAAGGAAACCGGAAGUUCAUUCAGCCUUUUAGUAUAUUAUAAAACAUAUGGUCCGUUUCCAUUCGUCUAGUCUCCGAUUUUUCGCCUCUAUUCGGAAUCAGAAUUAGAAUGAUGAUUUUAUAGUUUAUUCUCCAUUUUUUUUUUUAUCUCAAGUAAUCGAUACGACCUAUCCCCUAUACGGCUAUACCUAGUUAAAAUGUCCCUCGACGACUAUAAUUUAUCGUUUCCUCGGAUGACAACGAAAACAAAUAAAUCAACGGCACCUCCCUUCUUAUUUUGGCGAGCUUUUUGCGUUGAAACUAUUAAUUUACUCGAUACAAUUUUUCAGGCAACACGUUCGUGGCAAACGUGGCUUUGGCCGACCUGUUGAUCAGCGGCCUGGUCAUCCCGGCCUCGGCCGUCGUCAUCCUCGCCGGUCUACAGGACUCGCCACCGGUAUGCCAGUUCCAGUGGUUCCUGUCGAUCCUGUGCUGUCUGGUCACCGUGCUGACCAUGGCUGCAGUAGCCGCCGAAAACUACGUGCGGCUAUGUCUGACGCCCGAAUGCUACGCCAAACUGACCGUCACGAAAAUCACCACGCUGUUGUUCGCUAUAUGGAUCGUUAGCUCGAUUCUGGUCACUUUGCAGUUCAUUUACAAAUUGGGACCCGAUUAUUGUGCCAAAAGGGUACGACGAGUGCGUUUGUAUAAAUAUUUUAUAUUUAAUGUACAUAAAAAAUUAUAUAUAUAUAUGCUUUCUUAUAUUAUCAUAUAUAACCAGUGACAGUUAUAACUGAAGUUGAAGUAGGAGUGAAAUUAGUUAAAUUUUAAACGUCCAAAAAGUCAUACUACCGUUUAAAAGAUAAUAAAUAUGAAAUCAUUAAUUAAUUACUUGCAUAUUAUUUAACCCAUAUCGCAUAUAACUAAAUAAAUAGUUAAAUACGGAUAAUAUACCGCCGUUUGUACGUUAUGAGUGCUACGGUGUGAACCACCAAAAAAAAAAAAAAAAGUAUAAGUGCCCUCUAAAAUAUACAAAUGCGGAAAUUCUUUAAAAUCCAGUAUAAAUGAAAAUUAAUUUCUAAUUGAUUUCAAAUAUAUAUAAGGAAGGCCGUAUAAUUCCAGAAAGUUAUAUUACCGACCGUAUAAUUACGGAAUUAAAGUGUAAUAGUCCGUAAAAUUCCGGGAAAAAAAUACCCGACCGUAAUGCCCCCGACCGUUUUUUUCCGGAAAAUAAAAUACGUAAACCAUAUUUUUACCGAUCGUAGAAGUCCAGAAUGUAAAUCCACCGACCAUAUUCUAAUAGACAAAAAUAAUAUGCGAACCAUAUAGUCACAGAAAGUAUAAUUUUGAAAUUUGAAAAUUUGAAAACCGUAUUUUCACCUAAUGUAAAAAUCCGGAAAUUCACAAACGGUAUAGUUCCCAACUGUGUUUCACCGGGAAAAAAAUUACGCAAACUGUAUUAUUCCCCGACCGUAUUAUUCCCGAGUUUGAUAACUUUCAUACCGUAUUUUUAUCAACCGUGAAUAUCCGGUGUUACCAGUGUAAUUUUUAUCUGCCAUAAUACGGUCGGAGUAUUUACAUUCCGGACCCCUGCGAUCGGUAAAAAUACUGUUUAGUAUUUUAUUUUCGGGGGAAAAAACGGUCUGUGGCAUACGGUCGGCUAUUAUACGUUCUGCGUAUUUUUUUUUUCCAGCGAAAAACGGUCUGCUAUUAUACAGUUUGUGAAUUUCCGGAUUUUUACAGUCGGUAAAAAUACGGUAUGAAAAUUAUCGAAUUCGGGAAUUAUACUGGAACAAUACGGUUUACAAAAAAAUAACUCCGUAAUAAUACGGUCGGGAACUAUAUAGGGUCUGCGAAUUGAUUUUUAUACCGAAAUAUAAUCUGGAACUAUACAGUUUGUAAAAUUCCGGAUUUCUACAGUCUGUGAAAAUACGGUCUGAAUAUUUACAGUCUAGAGCCUUCGUUAUGUACGAUUAUUUCUACAUGCGAGUUUCUACGUGCGUCCAUAUAUAAUACGAUUUUACCACAGUCUUUUCGUUGUUCUCGUGUUUCCUGUCGACUAAUUUUCUAGUCGACUAUUUGCAUACCGAUUUUCUAUAUAGCCUUUAAUAUUUAUACCUUCGAUUAUAUUACCGCGACAGUGCACAUAAAAGAAGAUAUUGUGUUCUCAAUUUACCCUCAUCGAAAUAUCUCUCUCCAUAAUGUGAUGAGAAUACUGUUACAAAAUUGAAUAAAACAUUUUUUUUUUUUAAAGUUUUUCAAAACGGAUAAAUAUCUAGUCUACGAAAAUUAUUCACUAUAAAGCUUCGAAUAGUUAAUUUUUAAAAUAUGAACUAAGCUAUUUGUUUGCCGUAAAAAAAAAAAAAAUAAUAAUAAUAAAAAUAAAAAUAAUUACAAUAAAAUCCUAACUAAAAAGACGGACAUACUUCGCACAUGGAUAAACCACUGUUAUAGUUAAGAAAUUGGAAAGAUAGGGUAUUGAAGGAAAUUUAAUGUGUAUCUGUACCCAACAAUUAACCAUUGCUAAUGAAAAAACGAUUCUGAACAGAAUUAAGUUAAUAGAAUUGCUUUGGUAACCAAUAUAUAUAUGUCAGAUUAUGGUAAAAUAAUUACAUAUUUUCUCUAAUAAUAUUUGUUCAAUAUUGUAUCUAUUUUGCCGUUUUUCCCGGUUUUUAAUGUGUUUUUCAUUUAUUAGAAAAACAAAUAGAAAAAUCAAAAAAUGACUUUCUUAAAGUAGCAUCCCAUUCAGAUUUCUUUUCAGAAAAAGUGCUAUACUUGAAAAUCGGAGCAAAAUUGCUGGUGGAAAAGUUGUCCACAAAAAAAAAAUAAACAUCAUUGUAAAACCAAUAUAUUCCUCGCUCCGCUCAUAAUCUAAAAUUAUAUCUAAUAGCAUUAUGAUUUUAUAUAGUAAUUUUGUAAAUAUCUGACCAAGAUUAAAAAUUAAAAAUUAAUAAUCAUCCGGGAAAUGUAUAAGAAUUUUCGUUAAAAGAAAGUACUCGCAAUGCGAGUUUUGCUACACCUAUUAUUAUAUUAACUAUUGAAAAUUACACUUCCGGAAGAGCUUCAAUUUCAUAAUAGAAAUGUCUCGAAACGAGUUCGACCGUGAUAAAUUAUAAACAUCAAUGGAUUUUUUUUUUUAAUUAAAUUAAAUUAUUUAACGAUUAUAAUAUAUAUUAUAAUAGGUACGCUUCCUUUUCUUAACAAAAAUAAUUAUUUUAAACAUAGCUGCAGGUGGAUAAUACCUCUGUUAUACCAAAAAAUAAUUAAAAUAUCUGUCAAGUAGCGUCACAGUGUCUGAGAUGAGGUAAUGCCCGCAUGUAUAUAUACAACAACAUGCUAUCUUAAUGAAAAGAAGUAAAUGUUUUGCUAAAGCUUAUUGUGAUGACACCGGCCAAACUUUCUGAAAGCGUAUUUUUUCUUUUUUCGUCUGCAUAAUAACAUGCAUCGAACAACAAGUAAAUAGCAUUGUUUUAUCUGUAUAUAUGUAGUAGGUAUAUUUUUAUCUUUUAUCCAGAUAAAUGGGAAAAAAAAUCAUCUAAAUUUUAAUCUGAUAUAAUUAAAUCAUCUUUAGAAAAAAAAUGUUUAAACUGUACCUAAUCAAAAUAUUUACUAGACAUAAUAAGUUAAAUAUACGUAAAUAUAAGUUAAAUUUACAUACAUAUACGUUAUAUUAAUAUGCAGGUUUAUAAAUUAAAAUUAUUCAAAUAAAAUCAAUAAGCUUUUUGAAAAAUUAACUUCUACUGCAUCAGUAAGCAUCUCGGUUUUUAUAGUUUUAUAGAAUAAUCAAAAACAUUAUUUAAAUUAUUUUAUUUCAUUUAAUUCAAUACCGGUAAUGUUUAAUUAAUUUAGUAUACUACAUUUAUAAUAUAUUUUAUGAAAAAAAAAGAGCUAAUACUGGAAACGGGUGCACCACUGUUUUAGGUGAGAAGUUGGAAAGGUAGGACACAUCAAAAUUAUUUAAUUUAUACCCGUAAACAACGAUAAACAAUUCCGAGGGAAUUUUGGUUAUGCAUAUUUUGAAAAGCCGUAAUAUUUACCAUUUUCGUCAUAAUUUUAUUUUAAAUCCCUUAUAAAAUACUACCUACAUUACACUUAAUUUUUUCUAUCGGCCGCUAAGUAUGACUUAUAAUAAAUAAACUUCUUGUAAAAUGUUCAAGUAUUUCUGUUUAGUCUAUCAAUUUUAUUGACAGAGUACCUACCAAAUAAAAAUUACGUAAAUUACUCGCAAAAUUGAAAUUUCUAUAAAUAUCUCAAACAUAUUUAAAUGUUUUUGAAAAUUUUACCACGUCUAGAAAAACAAAUAUGUUUUAUGUCAACGCUUCACAUCUCUACGACUCUAUCUUUCUUUUUUGCCAAAAAAGGGACUACACUCUAUACAGUGGAACAAAAUGUAUUUUAAAAAAGUUGUUUACAGACAAAAAAAAACACACAUAUCAUAAUAGUAAAACCAACAAAUUCCUCGAUACGCUCCGAAUCUAAAAUGCAAUUAUUGUCAUGUGUUAUUGACUGAGAUAAAUACAUUAUGUUGAUAAGAGUUGUUGUCAUUCUCGUAAUUUACAGCGUGUCCACGAAUCUAACAAGUGAAUUAUAUGAGUUAGAGAAUUAGAACUAGAACAAAACAUUAUCGAAAAUACUUGGUUUAUUAAUAUCGAUAUCAAAUAUUAAAAUAUGUGCUAUUGCAAUGUACAAGCGACGUUAUGUUUUAUGAUAAAAAAUGAAAAAAAAUGAUCCGGAUUAAAAAUUUCGGAUUAUACGAGUAUCGAAGUAUAUCAUUGUCUAUCUUUAUAAUUAUUCUAGUAAUUAUUAAUUAUAAUUUUUAUUUGGAUGCUCUCAAUUUGAGAAUUGUAUAUACACAAUACCGACAACAAGUCACCUGUAACCAUACAUUUGAUUGUCGCUAUAGUACCAUAAGUCCAAUAUUUAGUUAUAGGAAUUACCGUUUUAAAACGACCGCGUUGUAGACACAGCUAACGUGGCCAGUGCUAGAAGAACAGCGAAGAAAAUAGAUCUUAAAAUAAAUACUGAGAAUACAAAGAUAAUGGAACUUAUUGAGAGUGAAGAAAACCCCAAUGAGAUGGAUUUAACCAACUUAACCUACGAAAAAGUUGGCGAUUUUAAAUAUUUGGGAGCAAUGUUAAACACAAAGAAUGACUAAUCAAAGAAAAUAAGUAUUCGGGUAAAUAAAGCUCAAAAAGCUUUCUACUCAUUGAACAAAUUCCUAACAUCCAAAAUGAUGUCUAGGAAAACAAAGGUGAGACAGUAUGUGGCUAUUAUAAGACCGACUCUCAUGUAUGGUUACGGGACUUGGACGAUAACCAAACAAACAAAGAGAAACCUGAGGACUUUUGAGAACAGAGUAUGCCAGAAAAUAUGUGGACCCAUCAUCGAUGAAACAACGGGGAACUGGUAGAAGAGGUAUAACAGAGAACUAUAUGAUUUGUUGGGAUUAGCACCAGUAACAAGGUUUAUUAAAGGCCAAAGGUUACAAUGAUUAAGUCAUAUAAUAAGAAUAGGAGAGAACGAAACAGUUAGAGCAGCAUUGAAAUGGAUACCGCUAGGGAAAUACCUAGGGGAAGACCUAAGAAAAGAUGGAUUAAUGUGGUGGAAGAAGAUCUAAAAACCCUUGGAAUUGAAAAUUGGAGAUUACAGUUCAAGAUAGAGAUAGGUGGUGAAGUGUAGUAAUGGCAGCAAAAACACUUAAAGAGUAGACAUGUCAAAAGAAAAAGAAGAAAAGACCAUUAUAAAAACGAAUGGCGUGGUUUUGAAAAUCCAUAUUCGAAAUUAAAUACGGAUGGACAAAUGUCGAUUACAUCCCUAGUGGCGUGCUUGAAGUACAUUUUCAUUGCCGUGUGUGUUAUGUAAUUAAUGAAUUAAUUAUUCAGCAUUAUUUAGUCCAUAGCAAAAAAAAACGACCUUUAAUAAUUGCGUAUAUAGUCACUGGUAGUUGGCUCUUCUGUAGUGAAUUCCCACUGCUCGUUGAAAAUUCGUAUAUUUUACUUCGAAUAAAGAAUAGUUUUUAUUUUUCCGGAAAUGUUGAUAUCAUAUUAUUGUAUGCUGCAUUAAUCAAGCUUUAAAAAUGCGAACUGUAAUAUUAUUACUUUACGUUUACUCGGUAGAAAUGUAUAUUAUGUAUAAUUUAUUGGCAUAAACUACGAUAAAAAGAAAAGAACUUUAAAUACUAUAGUUUGACGUUUGAAAACAAAUAUUUAUUCUCAAAGCCGUGGGUAGCGUAUAACAAUCGAUUAUAGGAGUAACUGAAUUGUGUGUGAAUAAUAUGUGACGUAUAAUUUGGAGGAGCUUUUUAAAUACAAUGACUCAUCUACAAGAAAAAUGUAAAAAAAAAAAACCCACAGAAAUCCAAUUUACUUAAAAUAUUCACCUAAUAUGGCUGGUUGAUAUUAAAAACGAAAAAAAAGUUCUUUAUAUAAAUAUAAUAAUAUAACAUUAGGUACCUAUACGGUUUUGCGUAAAACGAUGAUCAUAUUAUUAUUAAACGUCAAAGUUACUGCAGCUGAAGCAUCGUCUCGAACAAAAAAAAAAUCCAUUUAUCCGAACGCAUAAAAGGGUAUAUGAAAACGAUUCCUUCCGUUCUUACAAAAUAAAAAAAAAAAAAAACCUUCAUACCUAUACAAUAUUAUAUAAUAUAUUAAUACAAGUUUCUAGAACGCCAUCGUUUGACCUUUUCAAUUAUUUAUAAUAAAUAUUUAUACACAUACAGGGUGAUCGACACAACAUAACAUGUCGGAAAGUAUUAACUAGUUUCGGAAUUUGUUUUUUAGACCACUUGAGAAAUAAGCAACUCUAAAAUUUUACAUUUAGUUUAUUUUUCGUCGUCCUUAUUUUAAGGGAUGUAAUCACUAUUUUUUUUCCUCGAUCGUUUGUUUCUUAUGUGUUCUGAAACAUAAAUUCCGAAAAAAGUUAAUACUUUCCGAGAUAAUGAGUUUCUUACGUUAUGUCGAUCGUCCUGUAUAUAUAAUAUUAUCGUAUAUGCGAUUCUCGCCUCUCCCCCAAUCCAUUAUCACUAUGUAUAUGCCCAUUUUUAUUUUCAUUUCCGGUGUAGAAGACACUCGGGGAUUAGUCGCGAGGAAAGCUGAUACUUACCGACAAGUCGACAGCUGUACCAUAAUAAUAUUAUAACCAAUUUCGGUCUAUAGUGUAUACCGUAAGCUCAUCACCACGGUUACCACGUUAUAUACUUCGACUUUGAUAAUAUUACUACCGUUAUUAUUAUUAACGUUUUAUCGGACAAUAUAUUCGGUUAAAGUAAAAAGAAAUUGACAAAGCGUUUUCGUUGAGAUUUCUAUUUAUCGAUAAAAUAUAAUGCUUAAAUUUAUAAUACGUUGACGACAACGUGUCGUCAUUACGAAUUAGGUACCUACCUACGUUAUAGGAACUCUGUUCUUUUUUUUUAUUAGUAACAAUCACUUUUUACGUUGUUUUAUACACUUUUUCGGUGAGAUUCAUAUGAGAUUUGUUAAGAAAAAUCGAUAACAAAUGUCGAUGAAUCGGUUUUAUUUGUAUUGAUUUUUGAAUAGCAUAAAAAGAGAAAACACGGCUAACACUUUAAUUUAAAACCUUACCAGAUUACCAAACUCCACACAUAAUCGUUUUUUUCGAUUUCUCGUUGCUCUCAAUAUAUUUUUUUUUCUAUUAGAAUAAUAUUUUACAAUGUAUUAUUAUUUAAAUUACCCCAUUAAACAGAGCUUAUGGCAAGUGAAAUGAGGUUAUAAGUAUACAAUAUAAUCUUAUAAAUAAUUUACGAUGUAUAAGCUUUAAGAAAUUUUUAAAAAUAAAGGUUAUCUAAAUAAAUUGAUCUACGUAGUGCAUUCGAUUUUAAGUACGAAAAACUCAAAAUUUAAGGUAGGUAAUAUUAAUUCAGUUUUUUUUUUUUUGCGAGGAGCGUGGUUUUGACUGUAAAUACUACCGCUAACGAUAUUCUCGGGUUGUUUUUUUUUUAUUUUACGUACUUACAUUUCCCUAACGGUCCACAAACAGACCGUAUUGACUAAUUAGUAUUCGUUAUUUCGCGGUCGGUUCAGAAUCGAUAUCCAUCAUUUAGAAUGUAAGUACACUGCAAUAACGCAAUAUUAUUACAGAAGGUUUUCACUGCGGACUAAAAUACGAAAACGUUUACGUUCUUUUGGUAAGUUAUGCGAUCUGUCGAAAUGUAUACAAGUAUACGUGUACUCUAUAUACGUAUAUACUUAUAUACCUAUAAUACGAAUUAUACAUGAACCUUUAUACGUCGUAUUAGACAUGCAAAAUACAAAUUUACUAUCCAAAAUACGUUUAACACAAUAAGAACCUCGAAUAUAUUAUGUUUAGCAAAAUUAAAUUUCGAAUUAUACUUGGUAAACCCUGUUAUCUUGAAACAAAUGGCAUGUAUCUUUCUUAACAUUUAAGAAAACUUAAAACACGUUCGAUAUGAGGCAAAUGAACGAAUUUUCUGUUAAUCACUAAAAUUAUUUGACAAACCAUAGGCCUGUUUAAUCUUUCAUAACUGGAGGUGCAACUAUUUUUUUUUAAGGAUUCCUAUUAGAGAAGUAAGAACUUACGGCACUUAAACUUCGUAUAAACUGAAAAAUAUAUUAAUAUACCCAAUAUCUUAUUGAAUUAAUAUUACUUAUUAUCUUAGUCUGACUUAAUAAUUGAUAUUUUGAUUUUCAUACUGAAUUUUUUUUUAAAUAUUUUAGCAAUGGGUACAAAUGCAUUCUUUUUCAUAAACAUGCCUAUGAAUGAGACUAAUAAUUCGAUUCAAAACCUUGUUUACAGAAAAAUUCAGGAGUCCGUAUGAUUAUACGUGUAUGUAUUAAUAAACUACAUUGUACUCAUCAGGGUUCGUCGCCAGUGGCAUGCAGCAGCGUGCCCAGGAAUUAUAAACAGGCUGCUUUAUGGCAAAUAAGAAUUGUAAAGAAAUCGUAAAUCGCCUUCUCUACCCAACUUAACUUUAUUAAAAGCCGAAUCUAAUAAAAACCAAUUUCCAGUUAAUACACCACGUUUUUCCUUGUAACUUGGCUAAAACAUAUAAUAUUAUAUAUAUUUCAAGAUUAAAUUACUAAAUACUCAUGGCGUAGAGACAUGAAUAAAAAUGUAGUGAAAAAUUGAAUUUUUAUUUUUUAUUCCUUAUUUACUCAAAAAAAUAACUUUAUUUUUUGAUUUUUUAAAAUUUUCAAAAAAGCCAAUUUGUAAAAUUAUUCUUAACAUUUCAAUAUACUAUACUUACAUAUUCGAUCAAUAAUUUCUUAGUAAUAGCCGUUUCAAUUUCUAGAAAAUCUAUGUGAAAACAAUAAAUAUACAAUAAAAUAUAAGGAAUUUCCAUGCUUGAUUAUGAUUCCAUAUCGUAUGUUAUUCUAUUGAAAUUUAAUUAUUUUCAUGCCAAUUUUCAUUGGGACAUUUGUGUCCCCCUGACAAGAAACCUGACAUUUAAAAAAAAAUAAAAUAUCGACAGAGUUAUUAACAUUCGGAAAACACUGUAGGACACUAUGUAUUUACGUACCGUAUUCCAACAUGAAACUUUCCAAAUGGUUUGUAACGGACUGUUUAAUUUUCUGUAUUUUAGCAAUGAAAUAAAAAUAAUAUAAUCGAAAUGAAACAAGAAUAACACUAAGUCGCGAACAUAUUAGUUGGAAGUGACACUUUUAUUUACGGGUAGGUAUUAGGUAUAUUCAUGCCCGUCGUAAGAUAUUUUCCGUUCUAAAGCAAACAUUUUAUUACCGUCUUUUUGACGGUUAUUCAUUUUAUUUUGCCGCUUCAAUUUCUUUAAAACUGUAUGCCUCCCUAAAGCAACGCAUGACUUGAUUGUACCCUACCGACGAGCCUGGGUAUAUUAAUGCAAUCAAUUAUAGCCAAUGAAUUAUUUACUAAGAAAAGUAUUUUAUAGAAUACAAUAUAUAAGAAUAUAAGAAUUUAUUAAGAAUUUAUUAGAUAAAUAUUUUAAAAACACGAUACAAUAAAAUCCAGUGAAAAAUUUUAAAAUUAACGCACGUGUUUAUUUAUUUAUUUAUUUAUUAUUGAAUUUUUAAAUAGUAUUAUCAUGAAUCAUCAAGUAUUCUUAAAACUUCAAAAUCACUAAACAUGCAAAAAUGUGCACUAUAAACUUUUUAUAUGUAUGUUUUUCGUUGUUUCGAAAGCAAAUGCAUGUCCCAAACCCUAAUGACGACUUUUUUUUUUUGCUCCUUGGCCUUUUCUAAUCUUAUCUAAGUUUUAGUUUUGCCACUGCGUAUACUCACUAAAAAAUGUACGACUAAAUUAUUGGAUAUAACCCCUAACCUCCCCUCUAUGCACACGCCACUGGUGGUAUACCCUGGAAUUUUCAGAGAGAAAUGAGUGAGAGAAUGUAGUAAAUAAAUGUAGUGAGUAAAUCAUAAAAUCUUCUUUUAUACGUAUACCUAAUCCGACGAAUGGUGUUUACAAGUUAGAUCCAAAAGAGCCAAUUUUUAUCUAACAAAUCGAGCGUUUACAUUUAACUUGGUUAAAAUAUGUAACACACAUUACAAAACCGUUAAAUUACUAAAUGAAUACUCAUCUAGUGGUUGUAUUUUUAAACCAACGGGGGAUAGUUAUAUGUAGGUAUAUGUAUACCAAAACCCCGCCAACUCCCAUCCUAUGCACACCACUCCCAUACACGAAAAGGUCUUCGGGUCACUUUCAGAAUUUGUGCGUGGUGUUCGAUAUGAUAAUACCAUUACAAUAUUAAUAUUUAUAUGGUGACGGGCCGUGACGAAGUCCCAUGAGGAUUCACUGUAUAAUUUUAAAGAUCAAUCGAAUUCGCGUAGGCCGUAUAAUAGGUAGCUACACAUUUACACGAACUCUCGGGGGACAGACCGACUCGUUCGGCAGUCGUGCCGCACCCGAAUAAAAUAGACUGUGAAAAAGACGAGACGACGUUAGAAUAAUUAAAGCGACAAACAUAGGUUCGCAAUAAUAGUAUGUAAAUAGUAUUAUACGAAUUAUGGGUGAUACUCGAAUAUAACCCAACCCAUAUUCAAUAAUAAUAUCGAACAUAUCAUUAGGGGGAGGGUAUACAAUUCUAUAGUGGUAUAGUAAUGAUUUUAUCCUGAGGAGGGGUAGCGAUAAUUUGUUAGGUAAACAUCGUUUGAGGGCCCCCCUAAACCACCCAUAAAAUCUGUGUUUUAGAUUCUCAGCGUAAUGAAGAAGCUAUAAGUUUUACUAAGACGUGUUUUUUUGUUAAAAAAAAUUACAUAGUAAAAAUGCUCCUAAUUUUUCAUGUCUCGCAUUAAAUAAUACAAUAUGUAUCUCGACUGUUUAUGAAAAGUCAAACGUUCAGAAGCAUCUUUCCAAUCAUUAAAACCUUCAUUAGAACCAAAUUGACUAUCACUUGUAAAUAAUCUACAUACUGCGCAAAAUAGACAACCAAUUUUCGCAGAACAAACUCGUACUAGCUACGUACGUUGGACAUUUUCAUUAUUUUCGAGUUUUUUGAUAAAAAUGUCUUCUAACAAUAUCUAUUGACAUUACCAUAUAUUCUAAAAGAUGAUGAAAAAUCACAAUCAAUAUUUUGUUCAUAAGCAUUUCGUGUUAUGUAAUCUCGAUGACAAUUUUUAGAUUUCAAUUUAGUUAGAUCAUUCCAAUUUAAAGAUUGAUUUACAUUUAAAAUGGAGACUGGUAGUGCUAAAACAGAAUCGAAUCUAGUAGAGCAAAGACCUAUGGGAAGGUCAGGGAUGAGGCGAAAAGACGUAUAUAGUGAAAAGGGACGUGGAAACUUCUCGCGAUGAGAUAGCUGACGGGUUAGUUUUUAGAUCAAUCAAGGUCAUAACUGGAAAAUAACUUCGAGUGGGGGGGGGGAAGGUCGUAAACUAAAAAUGGGCGAUUUUCUAAUUUGAUUGAAAAUUGUUUUAACUGAAACAAUUUUUUUCCCACAACACAAUAUAACGUAAAAACCUUGACACACACAAAAAAAAAUUAAAAGGGGUUGAACCUCCGAAACCCCCCUCGAGAUCAAUUAGAGUGAUGAUCCUAGGGGCCGAGUAACCGAACGCAAAAGAAAUAUGGUAACCCAUCACUUGUUUGAAAACAAUUUGGUAUAAUAUGUUCAUCGUACUAGGUACCAACUGUAUAAUAAAUUAUUUGAUUUACUUGUUUCAAACCGUAUACACAAGUAUUAAGUAACUAUCGGCGACUUGUUUUGCUUAUUUACUUGCCCAAUUUACGUGUACUCGGCUUUAAACGUAUAUAAUAUUAAUACUAAUAACAUCGUGUUGCAUAGGUGAGCAAUAUCAUGCCAACCCAGAUCCUGGUGGCCGGAACCAUCUUGUUAGCACCGUUACUCAUCACGGCCGCACUGUACGUGCGGAUCACGUACCAGGUGCACGUGGCUCGGCUGAACCCAAGCUUCAAGCCGCCGCUGGCGUUUAACUGGGACUACUCGCUGAUGUUAGCCAACGCGUACAGCUUCGUCAUGUUCAUCGUGUUCUGGGCACCGUUCGCCGUCGUCCUGUCACUGGCCACCGUCCAGAUAAUGUCGGCCCAGGUGUUCUACAACCUGGCGUGGCUGGCGCUCAGCAAGUCGUGCUUUAACAACCUGGUAUAUUGCGCCGGGAACCGGCACUUCCGGAACGCGUACGUCAACCUGUUCCAUUACUGCUGCUGCAAGACCACGGUGACGUUCUCGCGGCGGGCCCGCGACGGUGCCAGCCGCCCGUCCGGCGACGUGCGCGUGCACAUCAUACCCGGCUACAACAUGUACUCGUACACCAGCCCCACCCGGUCCCGGGAGUCGGGCUCUUGCCCGCUCCAGGGCAGGCCACGGACCCGGGCUAACGGCGGCGGGUGUGGCGGCGGUAGUGGCAGCGGGGGUGGCGGCGGCGGCGGUCGAGACGUGUACGAGCUGUAA